Messenger RNA from Mytilus trossulus (common blue mussel), 1733 nucleotides. Its product is annotated as ankyrin repeat domain-containing protein 6-like. Gene Ontology annotation, molecular function: transcription cis-regulatory region binding; protein binding. The record is from RefSeq and is a predicted model, not a curated record. Lineage: Eukaryota; Metazoa; Mollusca; Bivalvia; Mytilida; Mytilidae. The transcript has 5 exons. Gene Ontology annotation, cellular component: nucleus. Gene Ontology annotation, biological process: positive regulation of transcription by RNA polymerase II. Bases 134 to 1138 code for a protein of 334 amino acids.
ACCUUCAACUUAACCGGAAGUUAAUGAAAAUUGGGGCAGCGGAUUGGGAUGCAGAAAUUUGCUGUUAGCAAAGAAACCAUGAACGAAAACCUUUUAAAAUGUUGUUGAAGAAGAAUGAGCUGUCCCUUUGAAGAUGGCAGUGAACAAGAUGUUUAUCUCAGCUCUGAAAAGAAAUGAUAUAGACCGAGCUAUUUCUCUUAUGAUUUGUCCAGGAUACGAUGUCAACUCAAUAGCAUACAAAGACUGUACACCACUUAUACUGUCUACAAAGCUAGGAUUAGUUAAGGUGGUGCAGCAGUUGUUGUCCCUUGGCGCUGAUACAAACUGGCAAGAUAAGAAUGGUAGAUCUGCUCUAACUCAUGCUUGUAUAUCAGGCAAUACAGAGAUAAUCAGAGAACUUUUCAAGGCUGGCUGUAAUCUAAAUAGGCCCACAGUUUUUGGGGACAGACCAAUACAUGAAGCUGUAGUAUAUGGUAGACUAGAGGCUGUAGAAGUGCUACUGAAGGCAGGAGUGGAUAUCAAUUCUAAAAAUAGUAUCACAAAACAGACUGCAUUACAGUUAGCUGUUCUAUCAGAACAAAAAGAAGUUGUUGAUCUAUUGAUUAGAAAGAAUGUAGCCAUAGACAUCCCAACAAAUGAAGGGGAAACAGCUUUACACUAUGCAGUUCAAGUCAAUGACUUUAGGAUAGUUAAAAGUUUAAUAGCAGCUGGAGCAAGCAUUCAUAAAAAGAACCAAAUUGGUGAAACACCUUAUCUUCUAGCUGUUCAGGAAGGGAAAAUUGACCAUGUGAAAACUUUAAUUUUAGCUGGUUGCAAAAUGUAUUCUUCCUCCUAUCUUUCACCACUUAGUCUGGCAUGUACAAACUAUAAUCCCACUAUGGUUAAAUAUCUUCUAUCAGAGGGAUACAAUGCCAGUGAAGAUAAAUCAUUUAGACAACAUAUAUACAUCAAAAUGGAGGAACGACAUCCAGAAUUGUUGGACUAUGUAUAUAACAGGUGCAGUAAUCCAUGCUCCCUAAAGGAACAUUGUCGCAUUUAUAUUAGACGGUUAUUAAAUAAUAAUAUGAAUGAAGUUGUUUCUGGAUUAGUGUUACCAAAGACACUCAAAGAAUGGAUCCUGAUAGAUGUUAUUUAUUAAUUAGAUUUCUGUUUUAAAUAUCUUAUAGAGCAUUGGGCUUUCACUGAAAAUCAAUACAACAUGUAGGUUCGAAACUUACUCUAAUAUUUUGUUAUGUACAUCUUGUAUGGUAUGGGUGUGUAGUUAUCAUUUACAUAGUGCAGUAAUCAGUUAUGUUAUAUUUUAGGGAAAAAAAAGUAUUUUAGUGGAUACUUUUUUUUUAAAAGUCAUCUUCUAAUAUAUUUUCUAAAUUUUAAAUUUCUGUCAACAUGUUUACAUUUUUGUAUAUAUGUUUCUGCUGUAAGCUAAUGAGUCAUUAAGUGUUACCGCUGUCAAUUUUUGAUAAGUUUCCUCUCUUUGAAUUGGCCUAAACCAAAUAUAUUUUUACUUGCAAUUGAAAGAACUUUUAUCAUUGUCCAAAUUCAAUUAAUUUGGAAGAUACAUAUUACAUAUGAAUGAAUUUUAUACUAGUGUUUAUAAAUAUGUCACAAUAGUUACAGAAUAUUAAUAGUGUUAUGAAAAACAGUUACAUUCUAGGUUAUAAAAAAGAAGAUGUGGUAUGAUUGCCAAUGAGACAACUAUCCACAAAAGACCAAAAUGACUCAGACAUUAACAA